CCAAUGACAUGUCCGGUGAAUAGUCGCCCUCUAAUAUUUGGAUCGAAGGGUGCUUUGCAAUUUCGACGGAGAAUAUUUCGUAACAUUUUUAACAAUCAUUCGGUUAGCGAUAAUUUACAACUGGUCGAAAACGAGAACGCAAUCGUAAUAAAUAUAAUCAUCGAGUUUACGUAUUACUUUAUUAAAAUGUGUAAUUAUUUGUAAGGAGAGUAGAGUGAAUUAUAUAACCUCUUGGAAAGCGUGUAUAAAAUAAUUUACAUUCUUUUACUUACCGUUCGGUGAAAUAACUUGGUCGUUUGCUGUGAUUAUUUUAUCUGUUUAAAUACGAGCAACAAUGCUUCGUCUGGUGACUCGCUUAUCUUUACGUCCUCGCGUUUACAAAACGGUACUUGGAGCAACGUCAACUUUAGUAAAAACGAAGCAACCAUCGUUAGUGGAAUACGCUCGUAACUUUAGCGUCGGUAACAAGCUUUAUUCGUGUCUACUUCAGAUCCUAAAACCAGCACCUGAAUUUUCCGGGACUGCUGUGGUCAAUGGUGAUUUCAAGGACAUCAAAUUAAGUGAUUACAGGGGGAAAUAUGUCGUUCUCUUCUUCUAUCCUCUAGAUUUCACAUUUGUAUGCCCUACCGAGUUGAUAGCAUUCAGCGAGAAAGUUGACGACUUUAAAGCUUUGAACACACAAGUGAUUGGAGUUUCCACGGAUUCUCACUUCAGUCAUUUGGCAUGGAUUAACACGCCUAGGAAACAAGGUGGUUUGGGUGGCGACUUGGGCUAUCCUCUUCUCAGUGACUUUAACAAGGAGAUAUCUACGAAAUACAACGUCCUUAUCCCUGACGCUGGAAUUGCGUUACGCGGUCUUUUCAUUAUAGACAAGGAAGGGGUAUUGAGACAGUUGAGCAUAAACGAUCUACCAGUUGGCAGAAGUGUGGACGAAACGCUGAGGCUGAUCAAGGCAUUCCAAUUCGUCGAGAAAUACGGAGAAGUCUGUCCCGCUAAUUGGCAACCAGACUCUAAAACAAUUAAACCAAACCCGAAGGACAGCAAAGAGUACUUUGAGUCAGUUAAUUAAACAUCGAACACUUUUUCUAUGCGCUAAAGUUUAAUGUACAAUAUAUUACUGUAUCGUGAUAAAAAAAAUAAUGUGAGCGAAAUAUAUUAAUAUAUAUAUA
Messenger RNA from Ceratina calcarata, 1169 nucleotides. Its product is annotated as peroxiredoxin-like. Gene Ontology annotation, biological process: response to oxidative stress; cellular response to stress; hydrogen peroxide catabolic process. Gene Ontology annotation, cellular component: mitochondrion; cytosol. The transcript has 3 exons. Lineage: Eukaryota; Metazoa; Arthropoda; Insecta; Hymenoptera; Apidae. The record is from RefSeq and is a predicted model, not a curated record. Bases 335 to 1069 code for a protein of 244 amino acids. Gene Ontology annotation, molecular function: thioredoxin peroxidase activity.